UUUUUUUUUUUAAUUUUUUUGCUUGAACUAUGCGUAUUGCGAUAGUAACGGAGAAUUUUUUACCAAAAGUAGAUGGUGUAACACGUACAUUAGCCAAGCUACUUGAACAUUUACAAGCCACAAAUCAUGAAGUAAUUUUAUUUGGACCAGAAAGUAAGAUGGAAACCUAUGCCAAUGCAAAAUUAUAUGGAACAGCAGGGAUACCCUUUUUACCUUACCCUGAGCUUAAAUUAAAUAUUUGGAGACCUACGUUUACAAAGAGGCUGAUUGAGUUCAAACCUCAAGUCAUUCAUCUUGUCGAUCCUGUCUUCAUGGGUGCUGCUCUCUUGGCCGUUUUACGUCUUCAUAGACUUAAGAUACCUGUUGUUUCCUCUUAUCAUACCAACCUGAGUACCUAUUGCACUGCCUUUGGAUGGGGUAUCUUUGCUAAUCUCAUGUGGGUUUGGAAUCGUCAUUGCCAUUCUCAAUGUCGCUACACUGUCUGUCCUUCGGAAUCAACACGAAAGAAUUUAAGAGAAAAGGGAUUAAAGAAUGUAAGAAUUUGGCCACGUGGUAUUGAUAUGUCUCUCUUCUCUCCUGAACAUCGAUCUGAAAGACUUCGAUCACAAUGGCUUUUGCAGUCAAAAAAACUGACUCGGGGGAAAAAAGAAGAAGAUGAAAACGGUGAAGAUGAAAAUCGGACGGAGAUAGUGACCGAAGAAGAAGAAGAAGAGGAAAAAAACAGCAUGACGACAAUGACAAACGAUAAAGAGAAUAAAACCAUUUUACUUUACGUUGGGCGAGUCUCAUUUGAAAAAAAUCUAGGUUUAGUGAUUGAUAGUUAUCGAGACAUGGAUUACCAACGCUGUCAUCUUGUGAUUGUAGGACAUGGACCUGCGUUAGAGGAGCUCAAGAUAUUAUGUCAACAAUACAAUCUACCAGUGACUUUUACAGGUUAUUUAGGUGGUCAUGAACUAGCAACCGCUUUUGCUUCAGCAGACAUCUUUGUCUUCCCUUCCUAUACAGAGACAUUUGGACAGGUUGUCUUGGAGUCAAUGGCAUCAGGAUUGCCUGUGGUUGGAUUACUAGCAGAGGGUGUAAGAGAUCUUGUUCGUGAUCAAGAGACAGGGUUACUGUUGGAUGUAACAAAUAUGUCAAAACAAGAACAGGCAAUUAAAUAUCGUCAUUUGUUGAAUAUGCUUAUUGAAGAUAGAGAGUUGCGAUAUAAGAUGAAAAGAAAUGCAUUAGAAAGAUGCAAAUCAUAUACAUGGUGGAAUGCAAUGGAAGAUAUGGUUCAGGUAUAUCGUGAUACGGUUGUUCUAGAGAAUAGUAAUGAAGGAAAAGAAGAAGAAGAAGAAGAGAGAGUAAAGUCAAAAGUAAUAGUGGAUGAAGAAAAGGAGACUGAUUUAACCGAAGUUAUCAUUGAACCUAAAGAUAGACUACCACCAGUUGAUGAUCAUACUGUAGAACAUGAACAGUCUUUUACACAUCAUGAUUCCAUUGGUAUUAUUCCUACUCAUCAUAAAAGUCUUUCUUCAGUAAACGAAGGUGUUAACCAAAGUGCCUCUUGCUGAGAAUAUACCAGUUCCUAAUAUUGUAUAUACACACACACAUAUAUAUAUAUACUAAAUAUUGUAUCAUGUAAAAUUAAUUAAUACUUUAUAUUUCCCACUUUAUCCUCCC
Molecule: messenger RNA, 1662 nt
Organism: Cokeromyces recurvatus
Lineage: Eukaryota; Fungi; Mucoromycota; Mucoromycetes; Mucorales; Mucoraceae
Exons: 1
Coding region: 30-1553 (507 amino acids)
Molecular function (GO): glycosyltransferase activity
Source: RefSeq, a predicted model, not a curated record